CGCUGUGCGGCUGUGCGCAAGGGAGAUGGCCGCGCUUUGUCAAUCUCCGCCGACGGACAACACGCGACUCUGACGCGAUCAGACCAGACGCGAUUUCGAAAGAAAAAAAAGGUUCGAAGUACUCCGCGACAUCCGAUCGUCGGGAUAAGACGCGGGCACCGAUCUCGUCCGGAGCGCGAUCCCCGAGAUCCUGGCGGGCUCCUCGAUUCCCGGGUGGUGCGUGGCGUGCGUGGCGAAUCUUGCCACCUAUUUCCGGCGGCACGCCGACCGCAAGGUGACGUUUGCUGUUCGCCGAAGGUGUGUUGCCGUCCCGGAGGUCCGGAGCCGUAUCGGGGGGCGAGAGGGCGAAAGAUUCGUCAGGCACACGUACACGUCAGGCUGACGAAACUCUACGUCGGACGGCACAAAGGACACGCAGUUGGGAGGCGUUCGGUGUGUACCCGGGUAUCCGUUCCGGUCCUCCAGGACCUCCUCCGGUCGCGGAUCAGUAAGAUCAACGGGAGAACUCGUCUCCGUCGGCUCGCCCUCGAGGUCCCGCGCGCGACGUUUCCACUCGCGCCUCCGGUAUAAGAUGGGUCUCACGAUCAGCAGCCUGCUCACCCGGCUGUUCGGCAAGAAGCAGAUGCGGAUACUGAUGGUGGGCCUGGACGCCGCCGGCAAGACCACCAUACUCUACAAGCUCAAGCUCGGCGAGAUCGUCACCACGAUACCCACGAUCGGCUUCAACGUCGAGACGGUCGAGUACAGGAAUAUCUGCUUCACCGUGUGGGACGUGGGCGGCCAGGACAAGAUCCGGCCGCUCUGGAGGCACUACUUCCAGAACACCCAAGGCCUGAUCUACGUGGUGGACAGCAACGACCGCGAGCGUAUCGGCGAGGCGGAGCGCGAGCUGGCGAACAUGCUGAAGGAGGACGAGCUGCGGGACGCGGUGCUGCUGGUGUUCGCCAACAAGCAGGAUCUACCCAACGCCAUGACCGCCGCCGAGCUCACCGACAAGCUGGGACUGAACUCGCUGAAAGGACGUCACUGGUACAUCCAGAGCACCUGCGCCACGCAGGGAAACGGACUGUACGAGGGCCUGGACUGGCUGAGUAACGAACUGGCCAAAAAGUGAUAGCGCCUUAUCGCAUCCGGCAUUCUUUUAAGGACUAUUAAUUCAUCGAGUAUGAGGGGGAGGGUUUUCUCGGCAGUUUUCCAUCUUUGUCAAAUUGUAUCGAUGUAACGUCUAUCAUGUACAGUUUAAACAGGUUCGCUACGUUCACGAUUGUUUACAGAAAUUUACACGAAAUGCGAGAAUCGAGGGGAUGUUUUAGGAGCGAUCUGAUGAACCGCAUCUCGUCAUCGUCGUACGCGCGAUUCGAAUUCGCGUGGACUUUGCUCCAGGAGCGAAAUUUGUUCAGGAGGGAUGGGAGAAUCGGGAUAUAACGGUCCUUACGUCAUUUAUAAGAAUAUAUAUAUACGAAGGUUGUACAUAGUACUAAGUUCUUUCAUACAUACCAAUCAUUUGCCAAGUGAAUUCUAAUUUUGCCUUUCGAUGCAUCGAGUGACAAUAGUAUCGUUUUCGACCAAUCAAUUUAACUGUAUGGAAGAGAUUUAUUCAUGUAUUAUUACACGUGAAAAAAAAACGUCGGUUAUCACAAUUUUUGUUUUCUAUUUUGAUCUGCGUCCGUGCUACUCGUGAAGAAUGACACACGAUGUAUUAUGUGAUGUUAUAAACAGGUCGUUUGCACUUUCCUGUUCUUCUAAUAGAUAUAAGUAAAUUUUUGGGAUAAGUAAUUGCUAGUUGCGUAAGGCUUUACAGAUAAGUAUAACGAUUAACUUUAAUGCUGCGAAAGGAAAAUAAAAUAAAAAACUUAACUACGGUUUACGAACCGCGAUUUUCCUUUUUAAUAAAAAUAGACACAUAAAUUGUAAGAGAUAUGAUUAGAAAUCAUUGUCACAAUAAAUCUUAAACAUAUAAAAAAA
This is a messenger RNA of Temnothorax curvispinosus, 1965 nucleotides long. RefSeq names its product ADP-ribosylation factor 2 (gene Arf102F). NCBI's taxonomy places the organism in Eukaryota, Metazoa, Arthropoda, Insecta, Hymenoptera, Formicidae. Gene Ontology annotation, cellular component: plasma membrane; cytoplasm. Gene Ontology annotation, biological process: intracellular protein transport; vesicle-mediated transport. Gene Ontology annotation, molecular function: GTPase activity; GTP binding. The record is from RefSeq and is a predicted model, not a curated record. The transcript has a single exon. The coding region runs from base 572 to 1114 and encodes 180 amino acids.